Molecule: messenger RNA, 3040 nt
Organism: Coregonus clupeaformis (lake whitefish)
Lineage: Eukaryota; Metazoa; Chordata; Actinopteri; Salmoniformes; Salmonidae
Product: ras-like protein family member 11A-like
Exons: 5
Coding region: 367-1131 (254 amino acids)
Molecular function (GO): GTPase activity; GTP binding
Source: RefSeq, a predicted model, not a curated record
UCUCACUUGACUAACAACUGCUCGGGAAGUGGCGGGAUAGACUUGUCUACCCUUCAUGGUUUAUAUGACUAUUUGGUGCUCUGUCUCUGUUUAGUCUAUGUGAAAUAACGGUUCCAAGGAUACAAUCUACAGUCGGAUAGCCUAACGUUCUGGGACCACGGGCGCCAAAAUAAACUUGAUUCUGUCCAUUUGUUCCGCACUCAAUGCAAGUGAUCUACAAAUGGUAGGUACGAUUGUUUCGAGUAGCAGCCAGAGGAGACGAUUAUAAUUGAUGUUCUUAUCGAGAGACAGUGGAAUAUUUUAGCAGUGGGGGGACGAGAAAGAGACGAACGGCAUUCCCAGACUGGACUCCUAAGGGGCUUCUAAAUGCGUCUUCUUGUCGACCCACCGAGAACAAUGAAUAGUGGUUCUAGCAACUUUCUGCUAGUUCCAAUACCGGAGUAUCCCAUUAUAGACUGCGUGCCCAACAAAAACGUUAAGAUCGUGGUUUUAGGAGCGAGCAACGUCGGGAAAACAGCGUUGAUAGUCAGGUUUCUGACCAAGAGGUUCAUCGGGGACUAUGAGGCAAACACGGGGGCCCUUUACUCCAGAAAGAUAAAUCUAGAUGGAGAACAGGUCUCACUGCAGGUUCAGGACACACCCUGUGUCUCUCUACAGGACGAUGCAGAGGGACUAUAUUGUCAGGAGCAGAUCAACAGGUCUAUCUACUGGGCGGAUGGAUACGUUCUGGUGUUCUCCAUUACCGACCACAGCAGUUAUAGAACCAUACAGCCUCUUUACCAGCACGUCAGACGCAUCCACCCUGCAGGGAACAUACCUGUUAUACUAGUGGGCAACAAGAAUGACCUCCUCCGUGCCCGCCAGGUGCCGGCUGACGAGGGCGAGACGUUGGCAGCCUCUCUGGGUGGGCCGUACUUUGAGGCGUCUGCCAGGGAGAACCACGAGGGGGUCCACGCCGCCUUCCUGCACCUCUGUGGCGAGGUGAGCCGGGCGCUGGGCGGGGGUAACGGGGAGAAGAGGAGAGGGGGGCUGCACCUGGCCCGGCCCAAGUCACCCAACAUGCAGGAGCUGAAGAGGAGGUUUCGACAGGUGCUCUCCUCUAAGGGGAAGUCUUCCACUAACACCCUGUGAUGAUGAUGAUGAUGAUGAUGAUGAGAAAAUACUAUUUUUUUUAGUUCGAAAGGUUCUGGUUCCGGAAUUGGAAUUCUGGAUUGAGCCCAGUUGACUCUCCUGUGAUGUCAUUUCAUUGGAACAGUGAGAAGAGAGAAACAGUUCUGGAUUGUAUUUAUUUGGAUUGGAAUGGAACAUUAAGAUAAAGAGGUGUAUAUAUUCCCCUUGUGGAAGGAAUGACACAGAGACAGCAAGACUUCCAACAGAGUGCUACGUGGUAUGUCAUGUCACAAGCCUUUCUGACCAUCCAACCAAUGGUGACAGAGGAGACUGAAAUACUGACUUUGACUGACAAGCCUAACGGACCAAUCAUAGGCUACUCUGAGAUUGCUAUUCGUACUGAGCUGUCAUGCAGUAUCCUACUCUCCUUGCUACUGAUACAUCUGAAAAUGUACUGUACCCAGAGGCCAAAAAAAACAAUGUCUGCGUCCAAAUGGCACCCUAUUCCCAAUUUAGUGCACUACUUUCAACCAGGGCCUAAGUAGUGCACUAUGUAGGGAAUGAGUGCGUUUGAGACGUAACCUAUAUAUUUUCAAAAUGAAAAACAUGGACAGGCCAUGGUUAAUUAAAUAUCAUUGCUAAAUAAACGCGUUCAACCACAGUCCUUGACAUAAUAUGAUAUACCAUUUAGCAGACUAUUUUAUCCAAAGCGACUUAGUCAAGCGUGCAUGCAUUUUUAUCUAUGGGUGGUCCCGGGAAUUGAACCCACUACCCUGGCGUUACAAGCGCCAUGCUCUACCAGUUUAGCUACAAAGGACCAUCCUGGUCGGUACUUAUCUGAACCAGCCUGAUUCCCUCUGAAUAGUCCCUAACCACAGAUCUAGGAUCAGCUUACCCUACCAUUAGGAUUAGCACUAGCUGACCAGCGCUUAUAGGGGGAACUUAAGCCAAACCACUGUCAGGCCUAGGGUUGCUGCUUGCAAAAGUCUGCUAACUUUUCUUACAUUUCUGGGUUUUCCAGAAAUCCCGGUUGGAACUUUCCUGGAAUAAGGAGAGAAUCAGCAGGACAUUUGGAAUCCUUCAACCAGGAUUUCUGGAAAACCAGGGUAUUUUGUGAAAAGCUACCGUAAUUUUGCCACCUUAGGCCGGCCCCUUUAGGGAAAGAUAUGUGCAGGCUCCAUUUUCGACGGAUGUAUCUUUCUGGCUGACUUUUUAAUAAGAGGCCAGAGAGGAAGAGACAUGGGCUGUGUUCCAAAUGGUACCCUAUUCCCCAUAUAGUGCACCCAUAGGGUUCUGGUCAAAAGUAGUGGAUUAUAUAAUGAAUAGGGAGCCAUUUGGGACUCAACCAUGGAGAGACAUGUGAAUUUGAGUUCUCAUGACCUUUCACCUCUAUCUGCUGUGUCAGAGUUUUGUGGAACACACCAGAGGUUAGGGAGCGCCCAGUUCCCCCAGACGCCCACGGAUACACACACACACACACACACACACACACAACGACGCCUGGGGCACAGGGUCAGGGUUAGGGUUACUGGGGCACAGUGUUCCACAACACAUUCCUCAGCAUCUGGAAUCUGGUCGUUGCCCCCAACCUCCUCCAUACAGACACACACCCCCCCACAACCUUUUAACCUCUGACCCCUGACCUUUGACCUAUCAAAUUAAUCAGUCUCAGUGUGUGCCAGUAGAAGGAUUCAUUUCACUAUAGUGGCUGAGUAUCGCUUUGCUGGGUCAUGUUCAGUAGGGACAAAAUGGACUUAAACAGGUAUGGACUACCUGGACUUGUCCAAUAAGAAAUACACUUUUCUUUUUUUUCUGCAAAGUGUUUUAAGCCGUUUACCUUUGAGUGCUCUAUUUAACACAACCCUGAUGUUUGAGAUGUAGUUUAGAAAUGCUAAUAAAGAAAUCUGAACUUGUGUGAAGUCAAAAAUGA